UCCCGGACUGCGAUUAAACCGGGGUUUCUGAGGGUGUAGUUUAACACCGCGGAAAGGGGCCGAGGCUGGAGUCAGAGAGCGAGCUAUGAAAAGAUUUCAGAGUCGCGAGUUAGCAUGGUGAAGCUAGCUAAGCUAAGCUAACUAGAGCUAAAGUGCUAACUACAGUCAGCCGGCUGUACUGAGCCAGUGUUAACUAACGCUAGCUAACGCUAUUUAGCUUAGCGAGUUAAUUAUUUCACUAACUGUAGAAACUAACCUGUAGCUCUGUAUCUGUGCGCUGUGAGAGUAGUCUGCAUAUGUUCUUUGUUAGUAAGCGGGGGAAUAAUAAGGAGUUUGUUGUCUGGUUAGCCAGCGGUAAGAUGGAGGGUGAGGUGAGCCUGGUGGCAGGUCGCAGUCAGAGGGAGAAAAGGAGAUCUUAUAAAGACCUCCUUCGAGAACAAGAAAUCAUUGAUGCAGAAGUUCGGAAGUCUGCAAAGAAACGUCUAAAGGAUGCAGAGGGGCACUUAGCAAGCACCGACUCUCACAAGAAGAAAAAGAAGAAACAUGAUGAAGAGGAUCAUCACGGCAAAGAUCACGGUUCUGGGUCGCACCACAAAAAGAAGAAGAAACCAUCGGAGAGCCAUGGUGCCUCCAUGUCCUCCUCCAACUCCUCACACACUGCAAUGACUGCCAUGGGCCUUCUCCAAGCCAUCACCUCUCCCACAGCUGUGGGCUCCGAGCCCAGCCCCUCUUUCCCCAAGAAGCCCUUGUACCCCUCUCAACACCACUUGGCAAAGGAAAAAAAGAGAGACAGCCUGGGGAUCUCCAAGCCCACCAAGAAAACCCCACCACCACAUCAGCAACAGCAGAGGCAACCGCAGCAGCCGCAGCGGCAACCUCCACAGCAGCAACGGCAACUGCAGCCGCAGCGGCAACCUUCACAGCAGCAACGACAACUGCAGCCGCAGCGGCAACCUCCGCAACGGCAAUCUCCGCAGCAGCAACGGCAACCACAGCAGCAGCAGCACAUUGUGCGUGAGGCGCUGCCUGUGGUUGGAGAAGAAGUGGAGCUGGAAGGUCAUUAUGGGGGAUCCUAUGAGUUUAUGGACGAUGACAGCUCUUCUUCAGCAGAUGACACAGAUAAUGGACAGCUGGUCAUCGACGACUCAUUAGCUUCACAUAACAAGAAGAGCAAAAAGAGUAAGAAAAGCAAGAAGAAGAAGGACAAAGAUAGGGAGCGGAGACAUAGCAGCAAAGGAACAAAGAAAAGUACCAGCAACGGCAGUUCAGAGGGUGCAUUACACCCUGCAGCACGACCAGGAUCUCACAGUGACAAGAAGAGGAAGAAAGAAGAGAAGGCCAGAUUAAAGGCUGAGAAGUCCAAGAAGAAGGUUCUCACUGCAUAUCAGAUCUUCUAUAAGGAGUACAGAUUGAGCAUCCUAGAGGAGCAGCCGGGUCUCGAGUUUGGUGAUUUGAGUAAGAAGUUGGCAGAUGCCUGGAACCAGCUCCCCGAGGGAGACAAACAGGUAUGGAGGGAACGUGCGGAAUACCUUCAGCACAAGCGAAUGAAAUCUGAGUCCAGUGCAAACAAACACAGCAAACACAGCCAGCCUAAACCUGCCAAAGACACCAGCAAAAAUAAAGGUGUUUCAUCUUUCCCAGGUGUGGCUUCCCCUACAACAGGAGCAGCUUCAAGUGUGCCAAAAAGGGUGGAACCACAGGUUUCUCCGGCACAGAAUGGCACAGGUCUGGUCCCUAUAACCGAAGUCCCGCCCUCCCCGCUCAGAGACCCAGAUGUGGACCCCAUUGAUGCUGCAGCCCAUUUACAGCUGCUGGGGGAAUCACUUUCUCUGAUUGGCCGAAGGCUGCAGGAGACAGAGGGUAUGGUGACUGUAUCAGGCUCACUCUCCGUGCUUUUGGACUCAGUGCUUUGUGCUCUUGGUCCUCUGGCAUGUCUUACUGCUCAGGUGCCAGAACUCAACGGCUGCCCUCCUCAUGUACUGUCAAACACUCUGGACAAUAUAGCAUAUGUCAUGCCUGGACUCUGAUUGCCACUGGACCGACUCUCACUCACUGAUACACUUACACAAACUCUCUCACUCUCUCUCUCUCUCUCUCUCUUUCUCUUUCUCUCUGUCUCUCUCUAUCUCUGUCUCUUUCUAGCUCUUUUUUUGUGUCUCUUUCUCUGUCUCUAAUCGUCACUCUGUGGAUAAGGACCUUAGCUGGUAGCUCCUCACCCUUGGGUCACUGUGGGCCUAAACAUUACUCCUGUUUUCCAACAAGGAAAAGAACUUGAAAUGCACAUUUUUGCACUGGACAAACCACAGGAACAAGUCUACUUUUAACCUGCUUCUUAAUCUGUUGUUCCAUUUUUAUCCUCUCUACUAUUGGGUUUGUUAUUUUUUUGUUGGUGUGUGUUUUGUUGUUCUUUCAAUUAAAAGUAUUUUAGUGAUCCUUUUA
Astyanax mexicanus (Mexican tetra) is the source of this 2439-nucleotide messenger RNA. RefSeq names its product HMG box-containing protein 4. NCBI's taxonomy places the organism in Eukaryota, Metazoa, Chordata, Actinopteri, Characiformes, Acestrorhamphidae. The transcript is spliced from 12 exons. Bases 297 to 2027 code for a protein of 576 amino acids. The record is from RefSeq and is a predicted model, not a curated record.